UCCCUUGAGGACUUCUGUGCCUUGCCAUGGGAGAUGGCCCGCUGUACCUCUACCGAGAAUCCAUCGAGUGAGGCUCUCUCUUUGAUGGAUUUUGAGGAAAAACGGACAGCAUUGCACAGGUUUGAUAGUAGUCUGGGUGAAGCCGGUGGAAGGAGUUGUGGCUCGACUUCGACACGAACGGCAAAGGACCCUUCCUCCAAGACGACAACUACUUUGAUCACCCCGAGCUCCCUGACGCGGUCCAAUGCAGACUACUACUUCACGUCCUAUAGUAGACCCGGAAUUCACAAGGACAUGCUGGAAGACGAGGUGCGAACCCAAGGCUAUAGACGGGCUAUCUUGAAGAACAGGCACCUUUUCAAGGACAAGAUCGUCUUGGACAUUGGAUCUGGGACGGGGAUUUUGUCCCUGUUAGCAGUCCAAGCAGGUGCGAAGAAGGUUUACGCGUGCGAAUAUUCGAACAUCAUGGACGUGGCGAAGGAAGUGGCGGAGUUGAACUCAAGAACGGAAAGCUCUGAUGAAACCGCAAAGAGCUACAAAGACCGAAUCCAGUUCUUCAACUGUCGAGCAGAGGACUUGCCGAUUGAGAAGAACUCGGUGGAUAUCUUGCUAUCAGAAUGGAUGGGCUAUUUGCUGCUGUAUGAGGGCAUGGCGGAUACGAUUCUGUAUUGUCGAGACCACUACCUGAAGAAACGGAUCGUAGCAUCAGAGCCAAAGGGUGAUGCUCCUUCGGCAGUUUCUCAACAAGAGGACGCUGCAUCUCCCACGACGACCACGAGAGUCACAUUUCCAGAUGGAGCGCCACAACAAAACGAAGAGCGAACCACGAUAGGUGGCUCUGAAGCAAACCGAACAAAAGAAGAACAAGUUCUAGAACAAGAAGCCGGCUUAAUCUUCCCUGACCGUUGUGCUAUCUACCUAGCGGGAGUCGACGAUUUCGCGAGACGAGAGGAGAAAUUACUGCGUUGGACUGAGAAGCGAACCUCUUGGUCGCGGUAUGAUUUUUCGGCUAUUGGCGAACUAGUCCUCAAAGAUGGCAUCGUGUGCGACGUAACCCGAAGUUCACUCUCUACCACACCUGUGCGCGUCAUAGAUAUCGAUUUAAACACCAUCUCUGCAGAGGAGCUGGAUUUCGAAACCGAGUUUGAGCUCUUUCCAUUGGUGAACAAGAUGAAGAAAAGUGGACGAGGUGCUUCUACCCUUAAUAAUAAGGGGAACGCUUCUUCUUCUUCUACGGUCGAAGUGGAUGAACUACAUUCAGAAGAACAAACUUCUUCUCUACCUCUAGACCAACAACAACAACGACAACAGCAUCAAUUUGCGAAAGUUAGUAGUUUCUGUGCCUGGUUCAGUGUUACUUUUUCCUGUGGCAUUUCGCAGAGCGUCUUUGGGGCGGGGGAGUGUGUGGAAGCUGCGUUUUUACACGGUGCGUCGACGGAUCAUGGAUUGCAGGUGAACGGUGAGGAUGUUGCUUUGGGACCCCAAGGAGAUGGCCAUCUUAAUGGAGUAGAAGGUGUUGACGAGUCACCAACAUGUAGUUUGAGUGCAACAUCAAACAAGGACACAUACAUCUUCAAAGGUGAGAAAACUCCAUCCGGGUGUCAGAACAAUACAAGAACGCGUGGUAUUAUUAAGCGAAGCAGUGGUGACUCGUCUGAAGAUGUUUUAUCCGAUGAGUCUUCUGACUUGCUUAGCGACCUCGAAGGAGGUCGUGAGAAAAGCACAAUGUUGAAGAGGCGAAGAAUUGAGGAUCCAUCAUCGCUCACAAGAAGUCGUUUGACCUCUGAGAGCAACAAAUCAGUUCAUGUAGAGGUCCUGAACACGUCUCCCGCCACACCUCUUACACAUUGGAAGAUGUGCGUUUUUCUGUUGAGAAACGAACUGACUCUCAGAGGCGCAGGAAGUUCUCUACGUGGGAAGUUUUCUUUGUGCAAAGCCAAGGGGAAUGUGAGGGACUUGGAUAUGCGGAUAUCUUGCAGGGUUCUUUCUGAAGAGGAGAGCAAACAAGGGAUCUCUGACCAUGAUUUGGAGAAAGGCAUCAAAGAUGCCAAUGCACAUCAUCAAAUAGUUGAUCAAACCUUUCAUUUGCGAUAGUUUUGUAGUUUCAAACGUCCUUAUCUAUUGCACAUUGAAGGUGAUCUCAUCAUGGCUUUACAAUCAUCCUGCUCAGCGCGGAUGUAAAGGCCCAGCAUGGAG
This is a messenger RNA of Amoebophrya sp. A25, 2196 nucleotides long. The record is from the annotation of a GenBank genome assembly. Lineage: Eukaryota; Dinophyceae; Syndiniales; Amoebophryaceae.